Messenger RNA from Funneliformis mosseae, 600 nucleotides. Lineage: Eukaryota; Fungi; Glomeromycota; Glomeromycetes; Glomerales; Glomeraceae. The record is from the annotation of a GenBank genome assembly.
AUGACAUAUAUUUUAUAUCUUGAACCCUCAAAAACAAGCAAAUUCUAUAAAAGUAUUCAAAAUUAUUUUGAUCAAACAUUAAAGUUAUAUGGACCAAAUGAGGCGCAUCAAUAUCCUCCUCAUUGUUCAAUGACGGGAUUUUUCAUUUUGAAAGAUGAUAUACAACGAAAAUUAAAUCAAAUCAUCGAAUUAAUUGACCAUUUUUUAGAAUCUCACAAACAUGAAAUCAGUAAUGGCUCAAUACAAUUGAAGGAUAUUAUUUGUUCACCAGCAAGUUUGUUGAUUUCGUUACAAGUAUGUCAGCCAUUACACCAACUUGUACAACUUAUUUCCCAUUUAGAUUCCAAUAUUCGUCCUAAACGAAUUGACCAUAUUUCUUUAGCUUAUUGUAGUAACUCUUUUGUGGAAUGUCAACAAAAAUUAAAUAAUAAUGACAGAAUGCAAAGUAUGUUAGAUAUGGCACGUGAAUUGAUUGAAUUUGACGAGGUGAAUGAUGGGAAUUGUGGUUCUUGGGAUAUUGUUUUCUAUGAAAAUUUAAAGCGUAGUCAGAAGUUGAAUGAACAACACAUUUUCCAGGCAAUUAAAAGAUGGAGAAUGUGA